GCAACUGCGUUGCAGACGACGCACGCGGCACGCGGCACGCGGCGGUCGCGGAGGUGGUCGCCGCGGAGUCGCCUCAGUCGAGCAGACGAUGAGAGCGGACGGGCGCGAGCACAUGGACGAGGAGGCGCUGAUCGCGGCCAAGACCGGCGACCUGGAGCGGCUGGAGCGGCGGCUCGGGCACCACGGCGUCGACGUCGACGCGCGAGACGACCACGGGCGAACGCUGCUGCACCACGCGGUCAACGCCGGCCGGCGCGAGGCGGUGCGCUGCCUGCUGGCGAGCGGCGCGGACGCGCUGGCCAGCAGCGACAAGGGCAACACGCCGCUGCACAUCGCCACGGCGCGGGGCGACGAGGCCACGGCGCGGGCGCUGCUCGAGGGGGUCGCGCGCGCCCAGCUGCGCCGGCUGCUCGACGCGAGGACCACGGCCACGGGCACCGCGGCGCUGCACGUCGCCGCCCGGAGCGGCCGCCGCGCGCACGCGUCGCUGCUGCUGGAGCACGGCGCCAACUACGAACUGGCCAACGACGCGGGCGAGCGGCCGGCCGACGUGGCGCGCGGCGGGCCGCUGCGCGCCCUGCUGCGGCUGGUCGACCGGAGCUUCGCGAAGGCGCGCAGGGGCGACGCCACGCUGGCCGACGACCUCUUCGAGUGCGAGCCGCGCGACCUGAGCGCGGCCACGGGUUGCAGGAGCGCCGAGGGCCAGGCACUCGCGCAGGUGCUGCUGCUCCACGGGUACUACCGGCUGGCCAACAACCUGCUGUGGGCGCGCGUCAGCCGCACGCCCGGCCGCGAGCGCGAGCCCCUCCGCGAGCCGGCGCGCCUCGCCGAGCUGGACGGGCUGGCCGAGGCAGCCCGGCGGUUCCGCGACUCGUGGCCGGCGCAGCGCGAGGCCAUGCGCGCGCUCGCCCGCCGGCUGGGCGACGCCGCCAGCUCGAGGGCCGCCUGCGAGCUGGGCUGCCGGGCGCUCGCGGGCGCGCAGGCCGUGCUGCUGGCCUACCGCCGGUUCGAGGGCGGCCGCGGGCCGCUCCCGGCCGACCCGCCGAUGAGGACCCUCGAGGAGGCCAUCGAGGCCCUGGGCUUCGACCCGGAGCGCCCGCUCGCCGACGACGCCGAGCGGCUGCCCGCCAGGCUGCGCGAGGACCCCGCGUCGCUGGUCACGCUCGUGGAGGGCCUGGUCGACGCGGCCGUCGACUUGUUUCUGGGCUGCAUCUACGGCAUACAGAGCAUGGACGCGGCGCGCCGCGGGGACGCCGAGAAGGUCGAGCAGCUGAUCGGGCUGGCGGUGUUCAACAACGGCGUGGACGCCGAGCGCAUGACGCCCCUGUGCUACGCGGCGCGCAGCGGCAACGAGCGGAUCGUGCGCAUGCUGCUCGAGUCGACCGGCCGGGCGGCGCGCGGCGGCGCGCUCUCGCCGGUCUACCUGGCCGCGGCCGGGGGUCACGCGGCCAUCGUCGAGCUGCUGCUGGACGACGUGGUGCCGUUCGAGCUGCCCGACUUCGUCGACUGGCGCGCGGACGAGCACGGCUGGACGGCGCUGCACGUGGCCGCGAAGGAGGGCCACCUGGACAUCGUCAAGACCUUGCUGGCCUACGGCGCCACCUACGCGCUGGUCGACGCCCGGGGCCGCGCGCCGCUGGACCUGGCGACCGAGCCCCGAGUCGGCGACUUUUUGCGCCUCGUCGACGAGUGCUUCCGCGUCGCGCGGGCGGCCGACGGCGACGAGCUCGCCCCCAAGCUCGAGGCCAUGGAGGAGCGGGACUUCAAGGCCGUCACGAAUGCGAGGGGCGAGAAGGCCGAGACGCUGGCCGAGGUGGCCGCCAAGGCCCAGGCCGCCAAACUCGUCCACGUUGUCACCAAGAGGAUGGAGGAGAUAAUGGGACGAAAGCAAGUAAACGUGUACGUGCUCACUGAAAGCGAUCGUUCCAAAGUGAAGAAAGAGAUCGAGUUGCUAGCUUUAUUAUUCAUCAGUACCAUGAACAACGAGGCUUUAAUUGCAAUAUUAGAAGGUAAUUUAAAAAACCUAAGUCAGUUAAUCAAUCAAGGAAUCGACAUUGAUGCACAAGAUGAGAAUGGAGACACUCUCCUUCAUCAUGCAGCGAACAAUAGAGAGCACGAUAUCGCAGCAUAUCUGACACGAAUCGGUGCCGAUGUCCUUAUAAUGAAUAAAGACGGCAAAACUGCUCUACAUAUCGCGGUCGCGAGAAAAUUGAACUUAGUGACAGAUGGCAUUGUUAUGAAUGUUGCACGUAACAAACUGAGACAGUUGCUUGACAAGAAGAUUAAAGGUAGAGGCAAUACAGCGCUACACCUGGCCGCUCAGAUCGGCAAUUUCAAUGUGGUAUUAUAUUUAUUACACUGCGGUGCCAAUUUCGAAAUUAAAAAUAAUGACAAUAAAAAAGCAGCCGAUGUCACGAGCCAAGAGGAUAUUCGAGAUUAUUUGGAACGUGUUGGCGUGAGUUUCUCAAAGGCAAAAAGUGGCGACAAACAGCUGAUCUACUAUCUUAUGGGUGAUACCGCUUAUUUCCAUUUGGUGACGAAUUGUCGAAAUAAUAAAGGACGAACGAUGUUGCAAGAAAUUCUCAUAAAAAAUUAUGGGAAGUUAGCAGGCAAUAUGUUGCGGUUGCGAUCGUUCUUGAAUAUACCAGAAUAUGAUUUCAACGUCAGUUAUAGUCACGAUAACGCCAGAAAUAUUGAGAAAUUAGCCGAAUUAAUUCACAAGUACCAAGAAAUUUGGCAAAAUUAUGUUGAUGCUCUGAUAAUAUUUAAAACGUACCGUCGGCGUAACACACCAUUACCAAUUGACGUCAAUAUUUACUCUACAAAUCUCAUGACCACGAGUUGUCACACUCUGGAAAUAGCACAACAGGUGUUUUUAGCGUAUCGUAGCCUUUCAGGAAGAAAAUCGGUUACUAUUAAUCCAGCGAUGAAAGUUCUCGAGGACGUGUUUGAAGUUUUGGGCCUAAAUCCCGACCAGCCUUUUAUUGCUACAGAAGCAGAUUGCUACAAGAAAACACCAUUAGAAUGGGCAGAAUGCUACAGUAAAUUUCUGCACCUUAUAGAAGCUGUAGUUAAUGUAUCGAUCGAUGCUUUUUUGAGAUUACUUGACAGUAUACGACUAAGUCAUGCGAUAAGUGGGGAAAAUAUUGAAAAAGUGCAAAGCCUGCUGAGGGUCGUAAAUCUUAAUAAUGAUUGCUAUGAGUACCAACAUAAUCGUUCAUUUUUGUGCCAUGCUGUUGAAAAAGGCAAUCUAACGAUCGUCAGUUUACUUUUGAAAAAUAAUGCACAAGUGGUUCGAAACAAAGUUAUAUCACCAGUUUAUUUGGCUGCUAAAGAAAACCAGAUCGAAAUUAUUAAACUGCUGCUAGAGAAUGUCAGCCUUGCAGAUAUAGCUGAUUUCAUUGAUUGCCAACAGGAAGUCAACACCACUGCCUUACAUGCUGCAGCGAUGUCAGGCAACUUAAAUAUUAUAAAAGUUUUGCUUCGUUAUGGAGCAACUUAUUGUAGUUGUGAUAGUGAAGGUCGCAUACCAUUGGAUGUGUCAGCGAAUGAAGAAAUCAGUGAUUUUUUUAAAUUUGUUGAUAAGUGUUUUGAUGAUGCUAAGAAAGCUGAUGUUAAACUUAUUAACAAGCUGAAUGACAUGCAGACUGAUGAUUUUAAAGCUGUUGUUAAUACAAAAAAUCAAGAAGGACAAACACUUGCUAUUGUGGCAGCUAAAGCUGGUGCUAAAAAUAUAGCUGUAUUCAUAUUAACAUCAAUCAAACUUAUACAAAAGACUAAAGAGUAAUUAUAGUAUUCAAAAAUUCCGGUUUCAAUGACUAUUCAAAUAUAUUCUAAGAUUUUCAUUUGAACAAAGACAAUGACUUAACGACUGAUAAUUCUUUUAGUUAAUGUAUUUCGAUAAUUUAUGACAUUGUAUGUAAUUUCAUGUUUUAAAAACUGAGUUAUGUAGUUUUUGAUGAGUAUUUAUAUUAUAUUUAUAGGAAUUUCUUAAAUCGAUGAUUGCUAUAUAUGGUAGGUACGAAUAGUAAAUAGUAUAUUUUAUAAUUUUUAACUAUGUCAGUAGUAAAAAAGUACUAUAGAUAACAUUAAAUAAAAAAGUAAUCUUUAUGGGGAUUGCUGUUACCAGAAGACUG
Molecule: messenger RNA, 4136 nt
Organism: Phymastichus coffea
Lineage: Eukaryota; Metazoa; Arthropoda; Insecta; Hymenoptera; Eulophidae
Product: ankyrin repeat domain-containing protein 17-like
Exons: 3
Coding region: 89-3787 (1232 amino acids)
Molecular function (GO): protein binding
Source: RefSeq, a predicted model, not a curated record